AGAAUUUUAUCAAGAAUGUCGAAAUCUCGCCAACAGCAGCCAAAUGCAGUAUUAUCGUACCCACACCAAAGAUCGUAUCGUAGGAUCUGUGCCCUCUGCCCUAAUAGUAUUCAGAUUGUUGAGAAUAGGAAACUAAGACGUGUGUUAAUCCAUGCAGCUUGUGGGAAUGGAAAUUAUGAAUGUUUAAUAAAUGCUGGAAAAUUAUUCAAACAAUGGAUGGCAGGUGCAGAACUUAGCCCAGAAAUUGAUGUAUUAGUUUAUACAUAUGGAUUGCAAGUUUUAAAUGAUGAAGAUUCAUGGAACUAUGUUUGGCAAAGAUACCUUCAAGAAAGUGAUCCAGAUGAAGCACUUAAUCUGCAGUAUGCUUUAACAACUGUCCGGAAUGCAACUUUGCUUGAAAGGUUGGUGGAAUUUGCAAAAAAUGAAAGCUUGAUUCGCAAGCAUCACUACUUUUCUCUACUGCGAAAUAUAGCUGGAAAUCCAAAAGGUUUUGCUCUUGUCACCCAGCUGAUAUAUAAUAACUGGACUGAAAUAGUCAAGAGGCAUGGUAUUCACAAAGCUGAAGUGUUUGCUUCAGCUGUAUUCAGUCGAUAUGAAACUGAAAGAGAUUUAGGAAAGGUCAAACAAUUCUACAGAAAGCACAAGAAAACCAAAGAUGCAGAAAUUUCACGAACUCAUGCUAUUGAGAAUAUUCUUGAAAAUAUCAGAUGGCACAAGAAACACAAAGACAGCAUAAAAACUUGGAUGGAAAAGAAUACAUAUAUGCCAUGGAAUCGUAUCCGACUGCCUAGACAUAUAAUUCCAAAUCAUUACAACUUGAAAUUAUUGCCAGAUAUUAUCCAUUCUACAUUCAGAGGAGAAGUUGAAAUAGAAGUUAAUGUCACAAAAGAAACUGAUUAUAUGCUGAUUCAUGAAAGUAGUCUUAAAAUUCAGAGAACAGAAUUAAGAAAUGUGGAAUUUAAUGAAAGUAUUUCUAUUGAUGAAGCUUAUCCUUUCAGAAGAAAUCAUUUUUUGGUGAUCCGUUUUGCAGAAGCAUUGCCAACAGGUGUUUAUGUAUUGAAAAUUAUAUUUUCUGGAAAGUUUGUACAUGAUGGUAAUGGGAUGACUCGUUAUUAUUAUAUCCACAGAGAGACUAAAGAAAAAAGAUACUUGAUUGCAACUCAGUUUGAACCAACAGAUGCAAGAAAAGUAUUUCCGUGUUUUGAUGAACCAGAUAUGAAAGCAAAGUUUAAGCUAACUAUUGUGCAUGAUGAAAAGUAUAUUUCGAUAUCAAAUAUGCCUGAAGAGGCUAGAAAUAACUUGAAUGACAGUAUGGUUGAAACAAUUUUCAGUGAAUCAGUUCCUAUGUCAACAUAUUUAGUAUGCUGUGUAGUCUGUGAUUUUGAGUAUUUAGAAGCUGAAUAUAAAGGUAAAAAGAUAAGAGCGUAUGCUCCAUCAGAUCGAAUUCAGGAAACUGAACAUGGUUUGAAUAUGACAGUGAAAAUUUUAGAGAAGUAUGAAGAAUAUUUCAAUGUUGAUUACGUUCUUCCAAAACUUGAUUCAGUUGCAAUACCGAAUUUUACAGUCCCUGCUAUGGAACACUGGGGUGUUAUAACAUACAACACCCGGAGCUUCCUUGUUGAUGAAACAGUAUCUCCUUUCAAGCGAAUGGCAGACAUUGACCGAGUAAUUGCUCAUGAGCUAGCAUCAGUAUUUUUUUCCCUUUUGUAUAGUUCUCACAAUGUAAUAAAUGACAGUACUUGCAAGUGCAGUCGCACCAGAGGCAGGUGGUUUGGAAAUCUAGUGACAAUGAAAUGGUGGAAUGAUCUAUGGCUUAAUGAAGGUGUUUCAACAUUGAUCAUGUACAUACCACUGAAAGAAUAUCAUCCUGCAAUUGGAGAGUUGGAUGUAAGAAAAGUGUCCAAGAUGAUGUGUUCAGAUUCCAGCCUUGACUCACAUCCUAUUCUGCACAAUGUCAGUAACCCUGGAGAAAUAUCAGAUCUCUUUGACACAAUAUCAUAUGAAAAAGGAAGUGCUGUGUUGAAAAUGCUUCAAUAUACCUUGAAAGAUGACUUCAGACUAGGUCUUUCAAAUUACCUUAAGAAAUAUGCAUACAAGAAUGCUGAAACAAAAGAUUUGUGGGUUGAGCUUUCUAAUGCUUCCAAAAUGGAUGUCAACAUCACUGAAGUCAUGGAUACCUGGACACUGCAAAUGGGUUUUCCUUAUGUUGAACUUGAGAGAAAAGGAAGCACACUUACAGUCACUCAGCAUUGGUUCCUAAGAAGGAUGAAUGAUACUACCAUUGAUGGCCUGUCAAAAAUCUCUCCUAUGUCACCAUUCCAUUUCAUUUGGAAGAUUCCUCUUGUCUAUAAGAAUUUAGCAUCUGGGAAUGAAUAUACUUUAUGGCUGAAUGAUAAGAAUGCCACAUUCCAUAUUCAAGCUGAAGAAGAUGAUGUUAUAAAGUUUAAUCCUGGAUUUGUAGGAUUUUACAUAGUAAAAUAUGAUGACUCAGAUUGGGAAAAGCUUAACAGAAGGCUUCAAGAGAGCCACACGGAUUUCAGUGUAACAGAUCGCUAUAACCUUCUCCAUGAUGCUUUCUUGUUGGCUGAAACUGAUCGAUUGAUAUAUGACAUUCCACUAGAAUUGACUAAGUAUUUAAAGAAAGAAAAAGAAGUGAUGCCAUGGAACCUUUUUAGAGAUCAUUUCAUUCAUUUCCUUCGACGAAUGGAUGGUCAGUCUGAAACUGUGCAGUUACUGAAGAGAUAUGCUCGAGCUUUAACUGCAGAUCUUUAUGAUGAAUAUGUCUGGACUGCAAGAAAUAACAGCAUUUUCAAGAAAUGGGAUAUCACCCCUGGCAGCUGCUCUUACACAUUUCCUGAUUUAGAUUUUGUUUCAACAGUCGUUGAUGUAGCUUGUGAAUCUGGCAAUUCAAAAUGUUUACAAACUAUGAAUGAAGAGUUACAGUUAUGGAUGCUUGGAAAAAA
Messenger RNA from Stegodyphus dumicola, 2963 nucleotides. RefSeq lists its product as uncharacterized. Gene Ontology annotation, biological process: peptide catabolic process; proteolysis. Gene Ontology annotation, cellular component: membrane; cytoplasm. Gene Ontology annotation, molecular function: peptide binding; zinc ion binding; metalloaminopeptidase activity. Lineage: Eukaryota; Metazoa; Arthropoda; Arachnida; Araneae; Eresidae. The record is from RefSeq and is a predicted model, not a curated record.